Molecule: messenger RNA, 1824 nt
Organism: Entamoeba histolytica HM-1:IMSS
Lineage: Eukaryota; Evosea; Mastigamoebida; Endamoebidae
Product: serine/threonine kinase 3, putative
Exons: 2
Coding region: 1-1824 (607 amino acids)
Biological process (GO): autophagy; autophagosome organization; protein autophosphorylation
Cellular component (GO): autophagosome; cytoplasm
Molecular function (GO): protein serine/threonine kinase activity; ATP binding
Source: RefSeq, a predicted model, not a curated record
AUGGAGGGAAGAAUUGAGAAUAAUAAAAAAGAAAGAUUUAUAUUAAGAGAAGUUCUUCAUAAGUCAAAGAAAGGGACAAUUAUUAAUAAAGCUAUUACAAUGGUUAAAGAACAUAAAUAUUCAUUUUUUGUUAUUAAAAGAAUACCAAUAUUACUCGAUGAUAAAGAAAAAAUUAAAAAAUUAGACGAAGAAAGAGAUUUAGCUAAGACAGUUGAACAUUCAAAUUUUGUUAGAUAUUAUGAUGGAUUUAUUUGUUCAGUAGAAGAUCAAUAUGAAUAUUGGGAAGUAUUAGAAUAUUGUUCACAAAAAAGUGUUGACUUAUAUACUAUUGCACAUAAGUCAUUAACUGAUGGAGAACGUUUCUUUUUUUUAUGUGACUUAUCUGUAGCAAUGGAAUAUAUGGUUCAAACAUUACAUAAACAACAUUUUAUGUUAAAUCCUCAUAAUUUAAUAUUAACAAAAGAUACUUCAUCUCCAAUUCCAAAGUUAAAAGUAACAAAUUAUUUUGAAAAUGUAUUAUAUAUUUCUCCUAAAGAAGUAUUUCUUCAAAAUAUGUUUUAUUGUGCACCAGAAUUAUAUUUAAAUCAAAUCAAUGAAAAUUCAGAUAUUUGGUCAUUAGGAGUAUUAAUAUUUGUAUUAUUUUGUAACCGUUUUCCAUUUCCACCAAAUAAAGUAUUUGAAACAUUGUCACAACAAAAGAAAAUUGAUUUAAAAGGAAUUGAAGAUUUAUCAUUAAAAGAUCUUUUAAGUAGAAUGUUAAUUUAUAAUCCUAAAGAAAGAAUGCAAUGGGAUGACUUUUUUAUUCAUCCUUUUAUUCAACGAUGUAGAGAUUAUAAAGUUGAAACAUCAAAAGGAACUGGAGAAGAUUAUAUUCCUAAAAAAAUUAUUGGUAAAGGUGCAUUUGGUGUAGUAUUUCUUGCUGAACAUCAAAUAGAAGGAAAUAUAUAUAAAGUUGCACUAAAAGAAGUACCAGAAUCAAAAAAAGAUUCAUUAUUAAGAGAAGCACGAGUAAUGAAAUUAUGUGUUCAUCCAAAUGUCGUUGAAUUUCAUGACUAUUUUGAAUGUAAAAAUAAAUUGUCAGAAAAAUGUACAGAAAAUCCAGAUAUUCCAUUACAACAAUUAGAGCAAAUAUUACCAUCACCUAAUUCUCAUUAUUUUUAUUUAGUUAUGGAGUAUUGUGAUCAAGGAACAUUAGAAAAAUAUCUUGAAAAAAAUGGAGGACCUUUAAGUACAGCAGAAAUACUUCAUUUUUUAGCAGAAAUAGCAAGUGGGUUAUGGUAUUUACAUUUUUGUAAACAUAUUAUUCAUAGAGACCUUAAAUUGGAAAAUUUCCUUUUAUGUACACCUCCUAAAACAAUGAAAUAUCCUCGUUUAAAAAUUGCUGAUUAUGGAUUAUCUCGUGCAUUUGGAGAUGAUAGUACAUUAAUGCAAACUAAUGUUGGUACAUUUAUUUAUUUAUCUCCUGAAAUUAAAUAUCAUAAAGUUUAUACUACUAAAAGUGAUUUAUAUAGUCUUGGGGUUGUUUUAUAUAGACUAGCAACAAAUGAAUAUCCAUUUAGUACAAAUAAAGCAACUAUUGACUACGCUUUUCAAACUAAACAACCUCUAAGCUUCCCCUCUUAUGUGAAAGUUGAAUUUCAUCUUCAAGAUCUUAUUAGAAAAUUAAUUACUCAUGACGAGGCUUCUCGUUUGUCAUGGAGAGAGUUUUUUGCUCAUCAAUUCGUUUAUCGUGCAAUGCAACAUCAUGCUGCACAAGCUUGUUUUGUUCCAACAGCUCAUGACUUUGAUUUAUUAGAAAAACAACAAAUUUAUGAAAUAGACUGA